AGAAAAGGCAAAGUUUUUUUCCCCGAAAACGACACUUUCUCCGAGAGUGAAGUGAAGAUAAUGUCAGACGGACAGCUUUCUACUUGCGCCGGCGCCGAGAAACCUCGGUCCCGCCCCCUCCCCGACGAUCCCCGCUUUCCGACCGACGUGGCAGCGCAGGCCAGGCUGCACGCUGCACGCUCCCGGCGCAAAAGGAUCCUUUUGGACCGGUACCUGCGGAAAUUUCCGGCUAUUCCAGCGGAGUCACAAGGUUUGUUCCUUGGCGAUGACUUGGAAAAAUUUGAACCGGGAAAGCCAAAGUACGACGAGAAGAGCGACGUCAACAGCACCGCCGCGCCCCCGCCAGCGACCUUCAACCUGUCUCAACCCUGGAACACUCUCACCGGCGUCGCCGAGUACCAAAGUCACUUCGCAAUACCUUUAGCAAAUUUGCUGGAAAAAGGAGAGUGUGCGGAGCUGACGCUGCACGCGCUGCUCGGCGGCGAGUACGACACCUGGGACCAAAUACACUGCAACCCGCCCGAAUACGGCAUCGACCCGGGAAAAGUGUUCACGGGGACGCAGCACAGGAGGCACGACCACGCGGGUGAAGAACAUGAAGGACGAAACAACACUACAUCUUCUUCGGGAAGUAAAGCACCGGCUUCCUCCGACCUGUGGGCCUCGGCCUGCGGCUCCUGGCGAUUGCAGUUUGACCAACGGUUUUUGGAAGUAGAUGCUCCUCCUUUAGAAUCAGCAGAGACCACCACCGCAACUUUUGACGAGCGACAAGACUGCAAAGUCGAUGCGUUUCUCACCGGUCUGUCGACGUGGCUCCUGGGGAAAAAAGUUUCGAAAUCAAGAUUUCUUCGGAACAUAAACAAGAAACAGAUGAACCACAAUAAAAACACCGAAGAACAACUGCAGGAUUUCGGAACGCCAGUUGUGCCACGGGAAGCACACCUGCGUUUCAUGGUGCACGCCCGGUUUGCGAGCGGGGACGCUGCAGCUGCCGAGGACGAGGAAGAUAAAACACCAGAUCGCGAGUGUUUAGCAUCUGACCGAAUCGAAGAAGUUUUUCUGCUUCUCGACGUUUGGGACCUCCUCCGCCAGCUCUUCGGCCUCGAACUCGAGGACGCGAACCAGGGAGCGUGGGGCUGUCUGGGAGCACAGCUGUCGCCGGUUGGGGGUCUGCGGCCGGUGGAGUUUCUGAACAAUAAGGUUAUUCGUAGUUCCAGUGGCGGAGAAGAGGGCUGUGAAGAUGCGGAAAAGGAAGUAGCCGUGCAAGUUCGAAGCGAAGAUGUCUUUUUCGGAAUCCAACUGGACCGCGGGGACGGGCACCAAGACCAGCUGAAGCGCCAUGUGAGCAGUAGCUCGUCGACCACGACACCGACGACGCACGUCGCGCCAGGUCAAUAUGCUGAACAAGUGGUCAACAACACUGAAGAAGUCGAAAAGACGAAUGUGGUCGUUGACGUGGACUUACACAGUUCACCGCAGCAGCCUAGUAGUACGCAAUCCGAGGUGCACGAAAACGAUACUACAGCUGCUUCGCUCGCCCAGUAUUUCCAAGCGACGAAGACGUCGCUCGACCUCGUGGAGACCAUGUGCUACAAGGGCCUGGCCGCCACGCACAAGGUAGUUGCGGCUGCAGAUGUCGACGAGCAAAAAUUCAAAAAAAUGGGCAUGGCGAGGUACUGGGACGCGGAGCGGAUGCGGUGGUACGGUCCGGCGGGAAUCGGCACCGCGGUCGGCUUAAAAGAGUUCGAAGAUUUCCACCAGAAACCCUUCCUCCAGGGCGUGCCCGACCGGAAGGGCGGGCACCAAUUUGUACGCAUCGCGGACGGGAACUACAUCUGCUCGGGCGGUUGGCCCUCGAUUUACGCGACACAGUUAGGGCCGUAUCUCGGGGUGGAGGCAACUAAGAAUCCGCUGAACAUGCGCGAUUUCAGCUUUUGGCGUGUGGCGGAUGGGAAGGAUUAUUGUGAGGAAGGCAACAGCAAUCCUGCGUCGGAAAAAGAAGAAGCGCGGGGCGGAAGCGCUGAAUUGUGCUCAUUGUCCAAGAAGAAGUUUUUGUUGUUUGAAAACUGGGUCAUGUUGGACCUGUUUGAGCUUUUCGAGCAGAUGGGAGUCGAUUUGUGGGGCGUGGUGGGCUCCGAACCCGGCGAAUGAGACGGCGCUUGAAAUGAAGCAUCAAUCCUCGUGUUUGUAUUACAGUACGUUAUACAUCAAAAU
Molecule: messenger RNA, 2214 nt
Organism: Amoebophrya sp. A120
Lineage: Eukaryota; Dinophyceae; Syndiniales; Amoebophryaceae
Source: the annotation of a GenBank genome assembly